AUGCACAUCAAGAUAGAAGAGGACUUAAAGCAAUGGCCUCACAGUUUCGAGUUUCGUCUUCGGGUUUCACUUGCCAUAGAUGGCGACUUAACACUGAUCUCUCGGGUUAGAAACAUCAAUGGCAAACCCUUUAGCUUCUCAUUCGCAUAUCACACUUACCUCUCUGUCUCUGACAUAAGUGAAGUGAGAAUCGAAGGGUUAGAGACACUGGACUACUUGGACAACCUCAGCAAAAGGCAGCUUUUGACAGAACAAGGAGAUGCAAUAACCUUUGAAUCUGAGAUGGACCGGACUUACCUCAGAUCACCAAAAGUAGUUGCAGUUCUUGACCAUGAACGGAAAAGAACAUAUGUUAUCGGAAAGGAAGGACUUCCAGACACCGUGGUAUGGAAUCCAUGGGAGAAGAAAUCAAAAACAAUGGCGGAUUUCGGGGAUGAUGAGUACAAAAGCAUGCUUUGUGUGGACGGUGCAGCAGUUGAGAGACCCAUCACAUUGAAGCCAGGAGAAGAAUGGACCGGUCGGCUUAUGUUAACCGCGGUUAAAUCCAGUUUCUGCUUCGACCAACUUGAACUACGGAGCAAAGGAUUCUGA
This is a messenger RNA of Thlaspi arvense, 591 nucleotides long. NCBI's taxonomy places the organism in Eukaryota, Viridiplantae, Streptophyta, Magnoliopsida, Brassicales, Brassicaceae. The record is from the annotation of a GenBank genome assembly.